ACCUUAGGCACAAGAAUGCGCCCAUGCAAAGCCUUUAAUAAACUUGCUGUCAAGAACGAAAACCUAUUCUUUUGUAUUCUGCGUCAUACUUUUGUAAAUUGUGAGAAACAUUUUAUUAAAAAGAAGGUAAUUAAACUGAAAAUUCCGUAGAAAUUUUAGUUGGAAAUUUAUUUGUUUCUUGAACAUACGCCUCUUUUUGGAAAAUAUCGAGUAAACGCCCAGCAAUGGAUUUCGGUGAUGAUUUUGAAACCAAAGAAGUUGACCCAGCAGCAGAUUUUCUGGCUAGGGAACAAAGUGCUUUAGCUGGAUUGGAAGACGAAGUCUUGCCACCUGCACAAGACACUUUACUUCAAGACAAUGUUAAUGGAGGUAUCGGUCUUGAAUCGUCAACUGGAAGCUUCGAAAUCAUUCAAAAUGUGGGAGAACCUAAUGAAUCAGCUUCCCAGCCGUCUGUAGCUCGAGUAGAACCGGAAAAAAUUCGCAAGUGGCGUGAAGAACAAAAGACUCGCUUGGAAGAAAAAGACCGAGAGGAAGAACAAAAGAAGGAAGAGCUUCGACUCCAGGCAAAAGUUGAGCUGGAAGAUUGGCUGAGGCAAACUGAGGAAUCAAUUGCCAAAACAAAGGCAGCAAGUCGUGGAGCCGAAAAACAAGAUUCUUUCGAAAAUGGGGAUAUAGAACCAGGAACCGAAUGGGAACGUAUUGCAAAGCUUUGCGAUUUCAACCCAAAGUCGAACAAAUCUGGUAAAGAUGUCUCCCGGAUGCGGUCAAUUUAUCUACAUCUUAAACAAAAUCCCAUUCAAACGCAGAAAAACAUUUAAAAUGGAAAAUAUAUAAAGUUUAAACAUUAAUCAAAAUAAAAUGAAAUUUAACUGA
This is a messenger RNA of Eupeodes corollae, 873 nucleotides long. RefSeq names its product clathrin light chain (gene Clc). The record is from RefSeq and is a predicted model, not a curated record. Gene Ontology annotation, cellular component: postsynaptic endocytic zone cytoplasmic component; plasma membrane; clathrin coat of trans-Golgi network vesicle. Gene Ontology annotation, molecular function: clathrin heavy chain binding; structural molecule activity. Gene Ontology annotation, biological process: clathrin coat assembly; intracellular protein transport; clathrin-dependent endocytosis. NCBI's taxonomy places the organism in Eukaryota, Metazoa, Arthropoda, Insecta, Diptera, Syrphidae. The transcript is spliced from 2 exons. Bases 225 to 818 code for a protein of 197 amino acids.